Molecule: messenger RNA, 995 nt
Organism: Apis cerana (Asiatic honeybee)
Lineage: Eukaryota; Metazoa; Arthropoda; Insecta; Hymenoptera; Apidae
Gene: RNASEK
Product: Ribonuclease kappa
Biological process (GO): nucleic acid metabolic process
Molecular function (GO): RNA endonuclease activity
Source: RefSeq, a predicted model, not a curated record
UGUUUAGUAUUUGUCAAUGUUAACACAGAUUUUAUUUCUAGAUUUUAUUUCUAAUAUUAUAAAAACAAUUAAUAUGUUUAAAAAAUCAUAUAAAAAUAUAUUGUUUAAUGAUACAAUAAUAAUAUUACAUAUAUAAUAUUAUUAGUUAGAUAAUUAUUAACUAUUAUAAAAUACAGAAAAUAACAAAAUAUUAUUGAUUUUGAAUUUAUUUUAAUUUUGAAUUGUCAAUUUUUCUUAAUAAUAAUUAAUAUGCUAAUAAUUAGUAGCCUAAUGAAAUAUAUUUUAUCUUAAUCAAUAUGUACCACAAAUUUUCAAAUACCGGAUAUAAUCUUUCGAGAUAUCGAUAUCUACAAUUUCUCAUCAAUAAGAAUCAUAUGAUUAUUAAGGGUGUAGCAAAUUACAAGUCCUGAUAGACAUUUUUUUAGGUUACUUUAUAUAAACGAUAAUAAAAGAUAACUUUGCAAAAAAUGAAGAUAUGUGGACCUAAAUAUGCCCUAUGUGGCCUGAUAUUGUCUGUUUGGGGUAUAUUUCAACUGCUCCUGAUGGGAAUAUUUUUUUAUACUAAAAGUGUAGCUUUAAUAGAAGAUGUUCCAUUUGAAGCAAAUAUCAAAGACACUACGGAAUUUUAUGGUGCUGCAGAUAGAGGUUACAAACAAAAUGCAUAUAAUUGUUGGAUUGCAGCUUGUAUCUAUCUUCUUACAUUAUUACUUUCUGGACAUCAAUUUUAUAUAAAUUCAAGAUCAUCUUUAAGUGUUUAAAUCAUAUAAUAAAAUAAAUGAAAACAAUAUAUUUAAGUGUAUAAUAUAAUGUAUUAUAAAUAAAAUCAUACUUAGGAAUAUGCUAAAUAUAAAUUUCAAGAAUAGAUUUUUUGAAUUGCAUUAUACUUUUAAGUUAAACAGAAAGUUAAUCAGUUGUUAUUUAAAAUAUAUUUAUUAUAUUAAAAAAACUGUUAAACAUAAAUAUAAGAAAAUAUAUUAAUAUUAUUGUUGAACUUA